UUUGUCUGGAUCUGCAGCCCUCUUGCACUUCAUUUAUGUUUCUGCGGGGGGGUGAGAUCUUCUCAACUUGUACCAGAAAGCAUUCUGAAUGAGGGUGUGGGGAAAGACCUCGGAUCCCACACAGAGCCACUUGUGUCUCUGUUGGGUGGAAGGAUGUCUGACAGAAGAGGUCAGAGGUGCGUGGGUUCAGUUUACACUAAACCAAAUUCAGACUACAUCAAAUCUGACCACACUUGUUAUUUCCAGGAAUAUUCUGGAGCAGGAAGGAGGCCCAAAUGAGUCACUUGAGCCAUCAUCUAGCUCUGCGAUGAAGUACAGCCCCAUUAUACUUUGGAUCUGGAUGCAUACGCCCCUCCCAGUCCCGUGUCUGACAUUGGAGUCAAGUCUUUGCUUAAGCCAGGCAUACUUGCGCAUGUCGUGACAGCCCCCCAUACGCCUCAUCCUUCACGGGAUAAGCCUGGUGCUUCCGUGAGUUAAGGACUAACAGAAGGAAAUGUGUAAGCAGGGUCACUAAUACGGCCUUUCCCACACAGCAGCGCCCUAUCGGAUCCUGCACUGGCAUGGAGACCCUCAGCAAGGGAUGGCUGUCACACAGGCUUGUGCUGUGCUGUGCCUUUUGGGGACUCUGCCUGGCCUCUCCGGACUACGAUGACUACUCUCAGAACAGCACCAACGAGCAGGUAACAACAUCGGAGAUCACACCGUGUCCUCGAGCCAUCCCUGGGGAAAAGGCAACCAUAAACAAUGUCACCUACCUGUUGGUACACGAGGCCACAUGCUCUCAGCUGAGCAGCAUGGUCACAGUGCGGCUCAUCCCCUGCCUCUACACCCUCGUCUUCCUGGUGGGGCUGCCUUCAAAUGCGCUAGCCCUGUGGGUGCUGGCCACCAGGGCUGAGAAGCUCACCUCCACUGUCUUUCUGAUGAACUUGGCUGCAGCAGACCUUCUGCUUGUAUUGGUGCUGCCCUUCAAGAUUUUCUACUAUUUUCUGGGGAACAACUGGCCCUUUGGGGAAGGCCUAUGCCGGCUCACCACAGCUUUCUUCUACGGGAAUAUGUACUGCUCAGUGCUGCUGCUCACAUGCAUCAGUGUCGACCGGUAUCUGGCUGUGGUGCAUCCUUUCUUUUCACGUUCUUUCCGCACCCCUGCCUUUGCUGCCUGCACCUGCACUGCCAUCUGGCUCUGUGCUGCCAUCCUCACCCUGCCCCUGACUCUGCAGCAGCAGUCGUAUCCCCUGUAUGGGGUAGACAUCACUCUCUGCCAUGAUGUUCUCCCCAGGCACGAGGAUGACGGGUAUUACUUCUACUACUUUACCUGCCUGAUUACCUGUGCUUUCCUCGUUCCUCUGGUGGUGAUGCUGUUCAGCUACUGCUCAGUAUUGCGAGCCCUCCUGGACAGUGGGAAGCGAUACUCCUACUCUAUGAAGCUCACAGCUCUUGUGCUGUUCACGCUGGUGGCCUUCUACACACCCAGCAAUGUUCUGCUCCUUGUUCAUUACUCCAGCUAUAACUCCAAACUGUAUGGCAACCUGUAUAUCAGCUACAUGGUAAGCCUGGCCAUCAGUACCUUUAACAGCUGCGCUGAUCCCUUUGUCUACUACUAUGUUUCUGAAGACUUCCGGGAGAAGGUGAGAAGAAGAUUCUUCAGUCACAGGAAACAAAACACUACAUCCCUAAAAACUUCCAAGGAAACACUGCCUCAGAAAAGUUCCAAAGAUUCACUGGUAUAAGCCUCCAGCCCAGCUCCCUGCUCCCAAGGCACUCACAACAUCCAGUGGGGAUGAGAUGAAGACAACACUGGUAUCCCAGAGCAGCAAGUGGUAUUUCCCAGGAGACAAGUCCUUUCUCCUGUCUGCAUAGCUAAGACUGAAUAAACCUGGCCCACAGGGUUCUGUGAGAGGUGUGGAGUCCAGACAAGAUGCGGAGUGCUGAACAUGUGGAGAUCUGUUACUGGGACACUGCAUGCAACUUGUCACCUGGUCACUUAUUGCCAGGGAUGCUCUUACUGAUACACCUAUGUCUGGUUUUCCUCAUGCAUCUUGCAAGCUGAUUGCUAUCUGUGUUCUGUUUCUUUCUCUGCUACUGACUUGCUUGCUGUCCUUAAAUGUAUAUUGCCUUUACCUAAAACUGAAAACCAACAGGCACUUGCAAAACCAAAUUCGUCAACUUUUCAAAAGUACUAGGAAGUACCAACAUGAAAGGUACUCUCCUAAACUAAAAUACGCUGUCAAGAGAAUGUAGAGCACUGGCUUUUCUACCAAAGAUGCUCUUGCAGCACGAUAGUGAUGUCAGGCCAUUGCUGGUAACAAGUGCACAAAUCUCAUUCACUCAUCCUUAUUUUUGCAAAUGACCCUUGGCAUCUGUAAUUCCUUUGGGGCAAAGAUUGUAUUACUGGAUAUAUUUUUUUAAAAAAAUCAUUAUGUAUCUUGAAGGGAAUUAAAGCAGGAAUUGAGAAAACCCUU
Molecule: messenger RNA, 2459 nt
Organism: Falco peregrinus (peregrine falcon)
Lineage: Eukaryota; Metazoa; Chordata; Aves; Falconiformes; Falconidae
Gene: F2RL3
Product: F2R like thrombin or trypsin receptor 3
Exons: 2
Coding region: 561-1727 (388 amino acids)
Biological process (GO): phospholipase C-activating G protein-coupled receptor signaling pathway; positive regulation of Rho protein signal transduction; thrombin-activated receptor signaling pathway
Cellular component (GO): membrane
Molecular function (GO): thrombin-activated receptor activity
Source: RefSeq, a predicted model, not a curated record